GUGUAUCUUGAGUGGUUGUGUUUUCGCUAUCGAGUGAAAUGUCUCAGGUGUAUGAAAACAUCUUUUGUGACGCUCUGAAAGAUUUCAGAGUUUCAGAGGAUGGCCUGAUUUCAGGCUAUUGUAAUUCGUUGGAGGAGGUGGAAACACUUCUCGAUCAGCUGAAAACUGUGGGGUUUUCAUACUGCGUGAGAAGUAGUCGUUUUAAAGAGCCAUCUUCAGAUGUUAUGAAAAGUAAAACAAAGCAUUUCUUCAAGCAAAUGCAGGGACAUGUCCCUAUCCCCUUUUUUGGUUGUGCAUUUGCAGUGGAGAGUGUGUGGUCGAGGCACUGUGUUUUGGGGCCAAAAUACUAUAAAAGUAAAGAGUCUAGUGUACCUGAGCACUUGGAAGACCAUGUGACUCCUCGUAAGAGACUGAGGAUCAUGGAUACUAGAAAAUCCAACUGCCCAGCAACUUUAAAUAUGAAGUGUAUAAGGGUGUAUCCUGAUUACAGUAUGCACUCAGCAACUGAACACAGGGAUACCAAGGCAAAAGUUCUUGCAAGUCUACAGAAAGAUUUGGCAUUGCCAUGCCCGCCUAAGAGCUAUCUACAUUAUUAUUUGACUGCUUCCCCAGCAAGUGCACACACACAUGCUACUGAAAGUGUUGAAGCAAGUGGGUACAUGCAUCCUUCACUUGUAAAGGAAAUCAAAAACUUAGUACUCAGUGGCAUGACAUCUCUCAAAGUCAUUAAGUUGGCUCUAGACAGAUUUGUUGAAAUCAAUUUCACUGGGACACACAUACCAGGUCAAAUGAAUACUACCUUUUACCCCACAGAGAAAACUAUUUACAGUCACAUUUAUCGGACCCUUUAUGGUACAAAUAAAGUAUUGUUUGACGAGACUAGACUGCAGAAUCAGGUUACAAAGACUCGAGCAAUCACAUGAUUUAUUAUAGACAUUGUACGGGAGCCAAUGGAGAAGUGAAACCAUUACUUUUUUGCUAUCAGAGCAGUUGGCAGAGAGAUCUUUUGAAGAAGUAUGGGGGUAGUUGUUUGUUAGAUGCAACAUACAAAACAACAACAUAUGAUAUUCCUUUAUUUUUUAUAGCUGUGAAGAGUAAUGUGGGCUAUUUGGUUGUCGGUUUUUUUUUUCAUUCAGAUUGAAAAUGCAAGAUCCAUUCAUGAAGCACUAGACAUUUUCAAGGACUGGAACAAGGAUUGGAAUCCCCUCUAUUGGGUUACUGAUUUCUCGGAGUCAGAGAUAAAUGCAAUUGAGCAAGCAUUCCCUCAGACAAAAGUUUACUUGUGCCUUUUCCAUCGAAAACAGGCAUGGGGAAGAUGGUUGAAAAAAAAGGAUAAUCUACGUGUACCAAAUGACAUGAAGACAUUUCUGGAUAUGUGGCAAGAAAUUUCAGAAUCACCAACAGAGAGAGAAUUUAGAGAUCGCGUAGCAGAGUUGCGAACGCAUGAGGUUUCUCGGAGAAACGAGCGUGCAUGGCCAUACUUUCAACAGCAAUGGCUAACGGUAUGUGAAAGAUGGGUGAAAGCGUAUGAGGACAAGGGCAGAUUUGCAACUAUUGACACUACAAAUGGAGUUGAAGCCAUGAACAAGAUUGUAAAACAUUUUUUCCUAAAACACAAUUCAGACAGGACUUUAACUGGGGUUACUAAGGUUAUAAUAAACCAGUUUCUUCCAAACCUAAUUAGAAAGUACUGUCUGCAGAAUUCUGCCAUCAAAGCUUAUAACAAAGAUGUUCCACUGUUUUUGCAUAAAAAAACAAACAAGUUUGCGAAACAUGUCAUGCAGCGAUAUGCAUCAGCAAAAGUUGAGUUAACUGCAAGAUCAGUGAGUAGGAGAUCGGAUGGUUCGUUUUGUGUGGAGAGUGCAAAGUCCAAAAACUGUAAUUAUGUUGUAAACUUUGAUAUACCAGAUUGCACAUGUGAAGAUUUUCGGAGAUAUAAAUACCCAUGCAAGCAUUUCUGUGCAAUCUUUAUUUUUUACCCAGAGUGGGGUUUUGAUAAAAUGCCAGAAAGUUAUAAGACUAGUCCAUUAAUCUGUCUUGAUGAAAUGUAUGGGGUGGGCUUUAGAAGUGGCUCUUCAGUAAUUUCAAAUGAAGGCAGUAGUAGUGACGAAGCUGUUGAGGAGGCAGUUGAAGCAGCUGAGGAGGCUGUCGAGGUUGAGGAGGCUGUCGAGGUUGAGGAGGCUGUCGAGGUUGAGGAGGCUGUCGAGGCAGCAAAUACAGAUGGUGUUGUUCAAACCCAGAAUAUUCCUUUGCAGCAGUUUGAAGCAAGGGAGCUGUGUAAACAGAUUUAUAAUCUCACAUACAACUGCAGCAACAGCGAAACAUUACAAAAAGUACUUGAAUCACUGAGCAACUGUGUGCAAGAUUUGCAAUUAUCAAAUCCUGAAGUUGGUGGUCUCCCAUUGGCAGUGCCAUCAACUUCCAAACAAUAGCGAAGAACGAUGCCAAAAGCCUUACAAGAUCUGUCUUAAACACAUUAUAACUUCCCAUUUGAAGGGUAAGA
Molecule: messenger RNA, 2503 nt
Organism: Schistocerca nitens (vagrant locust)
Lineage: Eukaryota; Metazoa; Arthropoda; Insecta; Orthoptera; Acrididae
Exons: 5
Coding region: 1098-2432 (444 amino acids)
Molecular function (GO): DNA-binding transcription factor activity; zinc ion binding
Source: RefSeq, a predicted model, not a curated record